GUUAUCCUUAUACUUGCCGAAGAUACGAACAAAACAACUUCCCGUUACCCUAGACAAUAAUGUUUCCAUGCUUUCAAGUCUUCAGCCUUCUGUUUCGAAAGCAUGCAGUCGAUGUCGGUCACGUAAGGUAAAGUGUGACCUCAAGGUCCCGCAGUGUACAGCAUGCACACGACAGAAUGAAGCUUGCAAUAUUACGGACUGUGUCUCUUACCCUUACGCAGUUGUAAAGGCUCUUCAAGAUAGGAUCAAUGACCUCGAAGCAAGGUUGAGAUUGGUUCCAACACCAAAUGAAACAGUUGCUGAGCCAGAGCCAGAGCCCUCGGACGUGAAUCCGGAGCCCCGUGCUGAUCUGCAGAAGGAGGCUGAAGAGGUGGGUUUCCUCACAGCGGGAGGAUCAGACCUGUACUCAGGGAGCAAGUAUGUCGGCAGCGCGGCCGGAUCGACAUUUGCGAGGAUCUUCUUCAAACAGCUCAAUCUUGUUCCCUCGUGGGAUUCCGGGCACCAGGGACACGCUCUGGAACAGCACCUCUGGGAAGCAACAGCAGCUUUACCGCCACAACCCAUUGCACGGGCGCUGCUCAACAUCUACGUCGCCCGGGUACAUAUUUGGUGGCCAUUUUUACAGCUUCCGCAUUUGAGGAGGGUCUUUCAGCGCAUCUAUGAGAGUCCGAGGCAAUGCAGUGACCAUGAGAAGUUUACUGUGUUUGCUAUUCUCGCGUUAGCAAGCUGUCAGCUCACCGCAAAGGAUGCUCAAUCUCCAGCUAUGAUGGACUUGAAUGACACCAAUGCUUACUUCCAAACCGCAUUACGUUUCUUCAAUAACUUUAGUGACAACCCGCGAGACCUCUUCGGUAUACAAGCAGUACUGCUUCUGGCAGUAUGGAUGCUAGACUCGUCUCACAGCAGCCACAAUAAUGACCUCUGGCAGGUCAGCCGCUACAUUAUGUCGGCCGCCAUCGAAGCAGGACUCCACCGUUACAACAAAGACUGGGGUUUCACACCUGAAGAAUUAGAGAUCCGGAAUAGGACGUGGUGGUGUGCAUACAACCUGGAAAGACAAGUUGCGACUCUUACAGGUCGAGUCUUAUCCAUUCGGGAUCAUGCAGUCCACACGAUGUUACCCAAUCCAGCCGCCUUCGACGCCCUUACACCACUUGAGAGUUCCAUGGCACCCAUUCUCCACAAGCAUAAUGUUGAGGUUAUUCGUCACAUGAUUACGUUGCGGAGAAUUAGUGGUCGCAUCCUUGAGUCGAUCUACAUCGCGAGAGGGCCUAGCGGCACGGCUAUGGAUACAACAUUCCAGCAGAUUUGUGCGACAUCCGAUCAAAUACGGAGGGACCUUGAACUCUGGGAGCAGCAGUUGGAGGCAAUGGCCUUGAAACCAUCUCGAGAGUACUCUGAGAUGAAGAUUGAGUACUGCCUUCUGCAGCUCCUACUACACAGGCCAUCACCAACAUUCAUGGUUCCCUCACGUCAAAUGGCCUCCUACUGUUCCAAAGCUGCAUCUACUGCCAUCAGUCAAUGGUCAAAGAUUGAGGGCGAGUAUGGUAUUUCCGCUAUUUGUCGAUGUUUUAGACAACUGCAUGAUAUAAUCCUGGUCGGACUAGCAGCUCUUUACUGCGACUGGCAGGCUAUGGCCCUAGCCCAGACUGGAGAUGAGGCUCAAAGGCCGCAUCGGCAUUUCAACGACACCGCCACUUGUCUAGACCUCAUCGACCGCGGUGUUACACAUAUGAGGGUUCCAUAUCUGGCAAAGUACAAAGACUUGUUCCAGGCUGUCAGAAAUAAAGUUUAUGCCAAGACGAUUUUCACCAGCAUUACUCCAGGGGCUAUGAACUCGACCAUCUCCCCUGGCACAAUGUCGCAAGGACUCAUUUUUAAUCCCAACGACGAUAUAAUGUUCUCAAUGGGUGAUGGAGUGGAAGCUUAUGUGAAUCAAGUGAAUGAGUUCUUGGAUGGUGGUGGAUUUAAUGUCGAUGAGGCUCUUGAUGCGUGGUACGAUGCUUUGAUGGGGGAGAUACAAAAUGGCGAUACCCAGAUGAUGGAGUGAUACUUCGGGGAAGGGACAAACUCAAUUGUUGACUGCAAAUGAAAUAAUAAUGAAUGAAUAAGACUAUUGUCAUUUUACGAGACAACCAAUAAAUAUUAAGUUG
Molecule: messenger RNA, 2153 nt
Organism: Fusarium redolens
Lineage: Eukaryota; Fungi; Ascomycota; Sordariomycetes; Hypocreales; Nectriaceae
Product: fungal-specific transcription factor domain-containing protein
Exons: 5
Coding region: 68-2050 (660 amino acids)
Biological process (GO): DNA-templated transcription; regulation of DNA-templated transcription
Molecular function (GO): DNA-binding transcription factor activity, RNA polymerase II-specific; zinc ion binding; DNA binding
Source: RefSeq, a predicted model, not a curated record